Messenger RNA from Neoarthrinium moseri, 396 nucleotides. RefSeq lists its product as uncharacterized. The transcript has 2 exons. The record is from RefSeq and is a predicted model, not a curated record. Bases 1 to 396 code for a protein of 131 amino acids. Lineage: Eukaryota; Fungi; Ascomycota; Sordariomycetes; Amphisphaeriales; Apiosporaceae.
AUGGGUGGCUUUUAUAUGCAGUAUCUCGAGAGCCUAUGCCGCCGAAGAGGGUGGCGAGAUCCUUCGUACGAAUGCUACCGUGACUCCAGUGGCUAUACCUGCCUGGUUCUGGUCAACGGGCGCGAGUACCAGACAGAUCUUGCAUACGAAUCGGACGGCCUCGCCCAGGAGAAUGCAGCCAUGAGGGCCUUCAUGGUGUGCCGGAACUUUUCCGUCAAUGGUGGGAUGCUCGCCCGCAACGGCAUUGUCCAGGGUCUUCCGGCCAGUGAGACGGGCAAGCACUCGUCGCGCUCCAAGAAGUCUCGCCACAGCUCCUCCAGUGGCCACAGGAGCCAUGGAAGCCACGGGAGACACGGCCACCACUCGAGCUCCAGCUCGACGGCUUCCUACGACUGA